AUGAUGACGAAAGUGGUUACUAGUCACCUCUUAGAAAUGACAGCAUUCUGACUGACCCGAGCUUGCGACGACUCUGUCUGAUUCGGCCGAGUGGAACGUAUACAGAGUCGAGCCUCACAGUUACAUGCCGCUGGGGAGGCCCAGGGGACGAGACCUGAUCUGAUGCUGACUCCCGCCUCCCUCCCUGGGCAGCUGGUAGAAGCUUCAUAGCCACGUGAGAAUCACAGCUGCAUUACGUAAAUCUCAUGGCAUGUUGAUCGAGAACCGACGAUCACUCGCAAUGUCUGGAUCAACCGCAUCUCAGAGUUGAGACCUCGCCGCGAACUCCUGACUUAGCAACUGAGCCUAGGAUCAGCUAGCAGGAUGUCUGGUACCUCACUCUCUGAGCCCAUGCGCUUCCCCCGGGCAGAGUACUGUAAUCUGCCCAACAGAAAGCCGUCGCCGGUUAAGGGUACACCCGAGCGAGCUGGGCUCGACACUAUUCUGGCGCAUUUCAAAGACAGCGAGCUCCAACUACCGGUCAGUGAAGGGUCAACAGAGGUCAGAGGUCUCGAUGACCAUGAGAAAAUGUUCCUAUCUGAGGAGGCCAUGUUGAGAUACCUCAAAGCUACAAAAGGCAAGGUCAAGGACGCCGUCACCCGUCUCGAAGCGACAAUCGUCUGGAAACGGACACUGGGCAUGUGGGACAUCGAAGCUGUCGCGGAGGAGGUGGCGCCAGAAUUUGAAUCGGGCAAGGUCACGUUUGCGGGCUACACACGACUCUCACAGCCUAUGUUGUACACCUGGACAUCCAAGAACGUCUUAGCAGCUUCGCCUCGACAGGUCAAACACAUGAUGUUCUGCAUGGAUCGAUUGAUAGAUCUUCAGCUGGCUGGAGUGCCCGGUGUGAUGUUCUGCGCCGACGUAAGCGGUAAAACGCAGACUCAAUCAGGUGCCAUGUCGGUGGCUAGACAGAUCCUCAAAUACCUCCAGGCUCACUACCCAGAGAGACUCGGGAACGCAGCUUUACUCAAGCUCCCUUGGCUCGGUUCCCUGUUCGUCAGUCUCAUGUGGCCUUUCGUCGACUCCGAUACUAGCAAAAAGAUCCACGUCAACCCUGAUCUUUCCAAGGAUCUCGUACCUAAAGAGAUCCUCCUAGAGGAGUACGGAGGGAAUCUCAAGCACGAGUUCUCAAUGCCGUACCUCGAUGCAUUGGUGAAACUGUGCCUUGAGCGUCGAGCGGGCAAUCUCGAGCGAUGGAAAGCGGCCGGCCGCACUGUCGGAAUCAGCGAAUGGGACAUAUUCGAGCCUAUCCCAGGCUCGCCGUCCGCUGGCGACACCCAGGAGCAGAUUGGUAAUGGGCAUGCUAUUCAAACGGCCGAUGAAGCCUCAAAGCAGGCUUGACGACUCCUUUCGAGCCAAGGACAACCCGUACACGACCUCUUAACGCCCAUUCAUGAAGCCUAUGCAAACCUAUAAUGCACUCCACAGAUCAAUAUCAAGGUCGCAUUGACGAUCGAGAUGAGCCCUAUCCGCGUCCAGCUCAAUGUGAAACGAGGUCGACUGGAUCCGUUGGUCACACCCUGAUUGUUGAGGGAUCCAGCGUAAGCCUG
Kockovaella imperatae is the source of this 1592-nucleotide messenger RNA. RefSeq names its product CRAL-TRIO domain-containing protein. Gene Ontology annotation, molecular function: phosphatidylinositol transfer activity. The record is from RefSeq and is a predicted model, not a curated record. The transcript has 10 exons. Bases 364 to 1383 code for a protein of 339 amino acids. NCBI's taxonomy places the organism in Eukaryota, Fungi, Basidiomycota, Tremellomycetes, Tremellales, Cuniculitremaceae.